Suillus fuscotomentosus is the source of this 964-nucleotide messenger RNA. RefSeq lists its product as uncharacterized. The record is from RefSeq and is a predicted model, not a curated record. Lineage: Eukaryota; Fungi; Basidiomycota; Agaricomycetes; Boletales; Suillaceae. The transcript has a single exon. Bases 292 to 849 code for a protein of 185 amino acids.
CAUUUAUAACCAUUUCUCUUUCUGGUAUGUAUGCGGAGACAUCAAACCUAACAAGGUGCAUACGCGUCGCUUCUUUUUGGCCAAAUAUGCGGCGCGUUCUUCGAUGAGGCAAGUCAGUUUUCUUUUGUUGGUAUCGACUGCGGGGUCCGAACUUAUUCUGCGGUGGAGCCCUAAACAUCACUGCCGCAAGGCAUCAGUGACAGUUAUUGGAUAUUUCAUCAGGUAUAAAACUUGUAUUCUUACUUAUGUCCUCCCGCAACCUUUCAAACCUCCUUUCACAUUUCACCUACCAUGGCUAGAUCCAUAACUCGCACGCACGGUGUCAAGCUCAACCCCCUCUUUAUUGGUUCUCCCAGUGGGGAGCGCUAUCACGUACAAGUCCCCAUAGAAUGGGAUGUGCGCUACAAUCCAAUGCAUUAUGCAGAUGUAGCAAACAUACCUCUAUUGUCAUCCCACCUGUCACAGUUUGCAACUAAUCCUCCUAUCCCAAAGUUGCAACUCGUCUGUGACCUACUGUCCCCUGGAUGGGAGAUAAUAGUCCGUAAUCCAACCGGGGUGACAGUGCAAGAUGUGUUAGAAGCGAUUUAUGAGACACUCCGCGGGCUUCUGCGGACGUAUGAGUGGGAGGGCAUGUCGCUCAAGCAGCGCAGCCGUAUUGAAGAUGUACACCGCGCGCGCUGCACGGCGUCUUCAGACCCUGAGUACACACGCUUGGCGGGUGUGCGCAGAGUGGAUUGUCUGCUCUCAACGACCAUGUUUGCCGGACUUACCUCGUUGGUCAGGAGGAGAGAGCAGUGGCAGGUGGUCCUCACGCUGUCACGCGAUUUUAGACCCCGUCCCUACUACUAGCUGGUAGUAUGUUCUCUCAGCAGUGCUGAUGAGAAUGUGGCGCAUUGAAAAAAGGAGAAUCACUUAUGAACUAAUUUGCUGACCUACAGUUUUAUUUUACUAUAUCAGACCCCUC